Molecule: messenger RNA, 2077 nt
Organism: Miniopterus natalensis
Lineage: Eukaryota; Metazoa; Chordata; Mammalia; Chiroptera; Miniopteridae
Source: RefSeq, a predicted model, not a curated record
AUGGGUGAAGCCACAGUCUUCUCCACUCCCCCACCCACCCCCAAGCAAAGGAUGACAAAGAAGAAUUCCCAGCAUCUCCCAGAGAAAUGGCCCUUUACACAGUGUCCUCAAGGCAUUUAUUCCUUCAACAAACAUAUACCGAGCAUCUGCUAUAUGUCAAGCCUUGUUCUAGGUACUGGGGGCGCAGUGGACAGAAGAGCUGGUCGCCUCCCAUUCUGUACGAAGGUUUGCUAUGGCAUUGGCGGGGUCCCCAACCAGGCGGCCUCCAGCGCCACAGCCUUUUACCUGCAGCUCUUCCUGCUAGAUGUGGCACAGGGCUGGACACCCUCUCUGACUCUGCCAAUCCUUGGCUAUCUCCUCCCCCGCCCAUUUCAGAUCCCUGCCGCCCAGGUAUCACUCGUCCUGUUUGGAGGGAAGGUGUCUGGAGCAGCUGCUGACCCCUUGGCUGGGUUUUUCAUCAGCAGAAGCAGGAGGACAGGGUCUGGACGACUCAUGCCCUGGGUGCUGGGCUGCACGCCCUUCAUCGCAGCGGCUUACUUCUUCCUGUGGUUCCUGCCCCCCUUCACCAACCUUCGAGGCCUUUGGUACAUGACCUUCUACUGCCUAUUUCAGGCUCUGUCCACGGUAAGCAGGCGCCCCCCUUCCUGGGCCGGGACCCCUGGAGCCCCCUUGCAGGCCAGGGGCCCCUCUGAAGAGAGUGUGUCCCGGGGGCGGGGUCAGGAGGGUCCCAGCGCUGACCCCUCCCUGGUGGCAUGGAUGCAUCCGGGAGGCACAGGAUCAGCAGAAGGUCCAUCCUGGGCCCUCAGCUCUCCCUCUCCUGCUGGGCUAAUUGGGGGGAGUGCCCAGCAUUCUCGGACUUGGGCUGAGGGGCCCUCUGCCCCCUUUGGGAGGUACUCCUGCAGCCCCUGGUGUCCUCGCCUCCAUGGGUUAGAGACAUCACACCCACCCCAGCUCUGUCCUGUUCCACAGACCUGUCUCUACUCCAUUGCAGCGGCCGUGGUUGCCGUGACUUAUCCCGUGUGCAGUGGUUUGCUCUGCCUGGGGGUGAAGGAGCGACCAGACCCCUCUGCCCCAGUGUCCAGCCAGGACACGAGCUUCCUGGCGGGGCUGGGCCUCACUGUCCGGCACCCACCCUACCUGAAGCUGGUGGUCUCCUUCCUGUUCAUCUCAGCAGCCGUUCAGGUGGAGCAGAGCUACCUGGUCCUGUUCUGUACACAUGCCUCCCGGCUACAUGGCCACGUCCAGAGCCUGGUGCUAACCGUUCUGGUCUCCGCUGUGCUGAGCACCCCGCUGUGGGAGUGGGUUCUGCAGCGAUUUGGGAAGAAGAUGUCAGCCUUCGGGAUCUGUGUGAUGGUGCCCUUUGCAAUCCUGUUGGCUGUUGUGCCCACAGCACCUGUGGCAUACGUCGUGGCCUUUGUAUCUGGUGUGAGCACUGCUGUGUCCUUGCUGCUGCCCUGGUCCAUGCUCCCAGACGUGAUAGAUGACUUCCAGCUGCAGCACCCACACGGCCCAGGCAUGGAGACCAUCUUCUACUCAUCCUAUGUCUUCUUCACCAAGCUUUCAGGCGCAGGCGCCCUGGGCAUCUCCACGCUCAGUCUCGAGUUUGCGGGAUACAAGGCAGGAGCCUGCAAGCAGGCAGAGCAGGUGGUGGUGACCCUCAAGGUUCUCAUCGGUGCCAUGCCCACUUGCAUGAUCCUCACCGGUCUUUGCAUCCUCAUGGUCGGCCCCACUCCAGAGGUGCCAAGCCAGGAAACCUCUCGCCAGCUGAGCCUUCGGAGGUGGGCACCCCAUGCAUACGAGUACACACAACAGGGCUACCAGCACUCAGGGAGGCACCUGUAGAAAGGUGCUGAUAUGAGACCAACUAGUCCACAGGUCUCCCGGUGGUACUUACACCACCGAACAGUCCUGCUUUUGGAGACUCUUUCCUUAGCUUCAGUGAUGCCAUCUUCUGGAUUUUCUCCUGCUACUCUGGUCAUCCCUGCUCAGUGUCCCUCCUUCAAUCACCAGUUGGAUGGUGGCGUGGGAGGGCUCCCUUGUUCACCCGUUCCCUGUGCUCUCCAUAAUCCCAAGCACC